Molecule: messenger RNA, 1534 nt
Organism: Micropterus dolomieu (smallmouth bass)
Lineage: Eukaryota; Metazoa; Chordata; Actinopteri; Centrarchiformes; Centrarchidae
Product: FH1/FH2 domain-containing protein 1
Exons: 9
Coding region: 5-1351 (448 amino acids)
Biological process (GO): actin filament network formation; cortical actin cytoskeleton organization
Cellular component (GO): cytoskeleton; cytoplasm
Molecular function (GO): actin filament binding
Source: RefSeq, a predicted model, not a curated record
CAGAAUGACCCGCUUUGGGACGCAGACUAUUUGGUCCGGACUUGAGCCAGUCCACUUGGAUACAAACCGACUGGAGUACCUGUUUGAAUCUAAGGGCCAUAGCACCAGUUUUAAUGUGGUUUCUGGAAGGCAGAAGCAGCCGUUGGUCUCGGUGUUGGGGAUGAAGCGGAGCAACAUCAUAACCAUCGCCCUGAGCAGUCUGCCCCCUCCCCGCCUCCUCCCCCCUGCUAUCUACAGCAUGGACAGCAGUGUGCUGGACAGAGAGGACGUUCAGCGGCUUAAAGCUUUAAUGCCAACAGAAGAGGAACUUUGUCUGAUCAAGGAUGCCAAGGCCCAGAAUCCCCACUCCCCUCUGGCCCCAGCUGAGCUUUGUCUGCUCACUUUGGGGGAAAUCCCGCAUCUGAACUCUAGGCUUCAGCUGUGGGCCUUUGCUCUGGACUACGACUCCCUAGAAAGGGAAAUUGCUGAGCCUCUCUUCCAUCUGAAGUUGGCCAUGGAGCAGCUCGCAGCCAGCCAGACCUUCAGAUGUAUUCUAGCAACAGUGUUAGCGAUCGGUAACUUUCUCAAUGGAUGUAAGGCCCGUGGUUUUGAGCUGAGUUACCUCGGAAAGCUGUCCCAGGUGAGGGAUACACACACUCGCCAGCCCCUGCUGCACCACGUGUGUGUGCUACUGAUGCAGCUCUACCCGCAAUCGUCUGACCUCUACUCUGACAUCACUGCUGUUACUAAAGCUGGCAAGUGUGACUACUCCCUAGUCCAGUCCAACAUCACCCAGCUAGAGGCCCUGUGCAAAGCAUCAUGGGAGCAGCUGAAGGUGCUGGACAAGGCAGAGGAGAGGAGGAAAGGAGGAAAGAUGGAGAAGAGGAGAGGACAAGAAGACGAGGCCUUGGCCUCGGAGGCCUCGCUCCGUUACAGGUUGCCGAAGAUUUUGAAAGAGUGCGAGGAGAGGCUGAAGGUCCUGCGAGCCGUCCAUCGCCGGGUUAUUAACAGGUUCCACUCUUUCCUCUUAUUCCUAGGCUACUCCCGGGCUAUGGUCAGGGACACCAAAGAGGAGGACUUCUGUAAAACCAUCAGUAACUUUUCGUUAGAGUACAGGACCACACGGCAGACCAUCCUCCUGCAGAGAGAGAAGGAACGGCAGAAAAGUGGAGCAGAAAGCCCAGGCCCUAACACUCCCGCAGCCAGAAGGAAACGUCAAGAAACGCCAACACAGGAAAAUGAGGAGCAGCGUAGGCUGGAGGAGGUGCUGAAAACACCUGAAUCCACCUCAAGACUGGACGUCACUCUGCCUCGAAACCGCAGGAGGAUGACUGACUUCCAAAGUCCUUUCUCACGGAAAAUGAAGUGGUGACGCCGUUGAUAUUACUUUCAGGAGCCAUGCGGUCACUGGUGCAAAAAAAAAUUUUUGUGAUUGUUAUUUAUGACUGACUGCUGUUAAAAGGCACCGUUUCGCAGCACAAUAUUCUUUAACAGUUAGAGAAUGGACGGGAUUUUGCGUCAAUUGAGUUGUAUAGUAAAUAUGCAUUAAAAUGAA